Molecule: messenger RNA, 2031 nt
Organism: Protopolystoma xenopodis
Lineage: Eukaryota; Metazoa; Platyhelminthes; Monogenea; Polystomatidea; Polystomatidae
Source: the annotation of a GenBank genome assembly
AUGACCUGGUCCCCGAAAACCAACAACAACAGUGCCGAAAGUAGCAACACAAAUGGCAACAGCAGUGGAGCUAACAAGGCCAGCAACAGCACGAGUGCCAGCAGCUCCGAUUCUGACCAUUCCUGCUCCAAAUACGAGGCGUCCGCGCGACAAACUGUCAGACAAGCUCAGAAAGUGUCCAAUCCUGAGGCGAUUGUAGGCAGUAGCAAAACCGACCACAUUAGCCUCAACAACAACCAUAGCAACGGCAACAGUUGCGGUCUAAGCAAUCAGUUGGACAGCAGCACCAUUUCGGUCAACAGCAUCUCGACGCCCACCUGCGGACUGGGAGGAGGAAAGACCAGCGAUCAGUCUGGCAGCGAUCGGGGAAAUGCCACUCUUUCCUUCCUAUCCUCCCUCCAGAAGGGCUCCACGAACCCCUACUGCCUAUCGGACCGCUGCUUCGUUGCACGGAAUUGUGGAGCGGUAAAGAGUGAUGAGGCGGGUGACGAAGUCGGUGACGGCGACGGCGACGAUGAAGGUGACAGGAGCCAGCCGAGGAGGAGAGAGGAAAUCGGAGGGGUCGGCUCCAUUACUGGACUCUCGGAAAAUGGGGAUGAUGACGAGGAGGAAGACGAAGAGGAGGAGGGGGAGGAGGAGGAGGAGGAAGAGGAGGGGGAGGGCGAGAGUGAGGGAGAAACAAAUGUCUACGUCGAGGAGCAUGCGAAACUGGGCCUCUAUUUCCAGCCGCCGGCCAGCUUCGUCGACGACCUGACGCAUCGAGAUGUUAUGUUUCCCAGGCAACCCGGCAGUCCUUCCGAAGGCCAGCAUUCCGGACUAGAGCGAUCAGCAAUGCCGAGCAACGGCUACUUUACCGAUGUCUACCCUCUGGCACACACACUCUCCUACCCCGCGACCGCAUGUUACUACGCCUCUUCGCCCCAGACGCCCGUAUAUCGCCAUGGCAACUCGACCUACCUGCUGGCAGACUAUGCCUCGACCGACCCAAUGUCUUUGGCUAGUUCAGAUGCCCGUCUUCUUCAGCCCCAGGCCCAGGUUCAAGGCCAGUCCAGCUGCCUUUCGGGCCCAACCUCUUCGCUCAUCUUACCCACGCCCUACCAGCCGCAGGGGUCAAGCUCAUUAUCGUCAGCCGCUUCCUCCCCAAACGCUGUCGCCUCCACCUCCUCGUCCGUGUCGGCGUCGUCGACGUCGACGUCGUCAUCGUCGUCGUCGCCAGUCGCCGAUCGGAUCCAUCGGCGUGUCACCAAACAGCUCAACUCCGAGCCGACCCCAAGCUCGCCCUUCCACCGGCCGCCGCAACUCUGUUGUCCAGCCUUCGGCCGGCUGCCUGAGGACUCGGCCGAGCGAAUGUCGACGCCUUCGGGCUAUCCCGUAGCCGAUGGUCCGGCCUGGCCAGCCGGCCUUGCAUUUGCAGAGACGGCAAGACCGAGCCGGGACAGUGGCUCACGUCCCCCCCUACACACCGCGAUGCUUUACCAGGCCUCCUUCCCGGAGUCCCUUGUGCCAGAGGCCGUCGACGGUGUGAACGGCGACGGCGACGUCAACGCCGAUGUCAACACCGGAGCCGCACCUCCGUCAGCUGGAGGCUAUCCCCUCGACUACCUCCAAUUCGCCGUGGCUCCUUCGCCUCAGUACCCUGCUCCACGGCUUCGGGUGCCGGGGACUCGACUCGCGGACAAGUCGUCGACCGGCACGGAGCCCAAUUUCAUGAAAUUGAUCACUCCGUCCGGUCGGCUUGGCGUCUGGCCUUCGCCACAUCCGCCAACCGAUGGGCCCGGCUUCGACUGGCUCGACGUCAAACAUCACGAAAGUGCCACUGUCACGUCGUCCAGCCUCGCCUAUUCGCAACGAACAGUUGAUACGAUGCGAUCGAGUGCAGUCAAGACGUCCGAUGGUGCCAUGUUGCCGAACAGUCGCCUCGACGAAUUCGCUCAACUCGAAAUGGUUCACUUUGCCACCGCCGCCGGUGCCUUUACUUCGUCCAUGCCAGCCUCAAGCAUGUUGCAGGCGAGGCCACAAGCAAGCGGUUGA